AUGAAGCGGACAUGGUCCUCUGUGACUUCGGUACCAGAUGGUGGCCGAAAGCCACGAGCACUGUUCUGGGCGCUGCUGCGGGCCAACAUACAGGCGCUGGCAUCCUGCUGCAUCCCGCGGCUACUACAGAUAGGCUUUCGCUAUGCACAACCACUUUUGCUGUCGCGGACGGUUUCCUACGCGAGCGACUUGUCGCAGCCAGAGAGCGUGGGUUGGGGGCUAACAGGGGCCUUCUUCCUGGUGAUGGUCGGCCUGGCGGUGAGCAACGGGUGGUACUCCCACCUGACAUACCGGUUUACGACGAGCGUUCGGGGCAGUCUCAUAGGGCUGAUCUACGGCAAGACGGUGGACCUGAGCGUGACAGCACUGGACGAGUCAGUGGCAGUGACACUCAUGUCCAGCGACACGGCAGCCGUUUGCACCGGCCUGCAGCAGGUGCACGAGCUCUGGGCGGUGCCGGUUGAGAUUGCCAUUGCGCUGGUGCUGCUGCACCGACAGCUGGGCGUGGCCAUGGUGGCACCGGCCGUGCUUGCGACGUUCUCCUGGGUGGCCAUCAUGGCACUGGCACGGCAUCUGGGCAGGGCACAGGAGAUGUGGAUGGAGGGUAUCCAAACGCGCGUGGACGUGACAGCCAGAAUGCUGGGGGCCAUGAAGUCGGUCAAGAUGCUCGGCUUCUCCGGCCGAAUGGAACGGGAUGUGCAGACACUUCGUGUAGCCGAGAUGGACGCUUCAACGAUGUUUCGGAAGCUGAUCACCGUGCGUGUCUUCUUGGCCAACAUCCUCGACAUGCUCGGGCCGUUCAUGACCUUUGCCGUGUUUGUUAUUGCCGCACACCAUGGCGACGCCAGCGGCGACAGCGUGCUGAAGGCCGGGAGGGCAUAUACGGCGCUGAGCCUUAUCUCACUGCUAUCGACACCGGUCAACGGCCUGAUCGCUGUGAUCCCGAUGGUGAUUGCUGCACUGGCCUCGCUCGGCCGCAUCCAGACCUUCCUCGCCUCUGACGCCCGAAGGGACCACCGGCUGCCGCUUGGGAGCAACGGCCAGUCGACAUCGACAGUGACGUCGACAGACAGCAUCGAACUGGCCUCGGUGCCUUCGACCGACGCCGUGAUGGUCGCACAGGAUGUGAGCUUCUCGUGGACACAGUCGGUGCCGGUGGUACGCGACGUCAACUUUACCAUCGCCCGCGGCGAGAUUUGCAUCGUCAUCGGCCCAGUCGGUUGCGGCAAGAGCACGCUGCUCAAGGGCAUCCUGGGCGAGACGCCGUCGACACAGGGCUUCCUGUACACAGCCUGUCCCGAGGUGGCCUACGUGGACCAGACGGCGUGGAUCCGCAACACGACUUUCCGGGACAACGUGCUGGGAAUGUCAGUCUACGAUGAUGCCUGGUAUCGUGAGGUUGUCUCGGCUUGUGGGCUGGACGAAGACGUGGCCGCUCUGCCUCAUGGACAUCACACCAAAGUUGGCAGCUCGGGAAUCUCGCUCUCGGGCGGCCAGAAGCAGCGACUGGCUUUAGCUCGGGCAGUAUACGCUCGCAAGUCCGUGGUCGUGCUGGACGACGUCUUCUCCGGGCUCGACGCUGACACGGAGGAGCACAUCUUUGCCCGGCUCUUUUCGCGACAGGGCGGCCUCUUCCGGAACCGCCAGCCGGGAGCCACCAAGACAAUGACAACAGUGCUCUUGGUCACGCAUGCUGUGCAUCGACUGGCCUACGCAGACCACGUGAUAGCCAUGGCUCCCGACGGGACCAUUGCCGAGCAAGGUACGCUGGGACAGCUGGAGAAAGCGGGUGGAUAUGUGGCUUCGCUGAAAGCGCGACAGAGGGGACAGGAGGGCGAGGAGACGGAUGGGAAGGUUAGGGCCGACCAGAACAGAACAGACAAGCAGGCAGCGCCGGGUAUCGUGAUGGCAGAGGAGUCCGAAGGAGGCCACAUGCUCGAUGAGUCCGACCACAGAAGCACAGGCGAUUUCUCACUGUACAUGUACUUCUUUGGCACGGUGCACUGGUCGUCGACGGCGCUGUGGAUUGGCUGCUUUCUCGCCUUUGGAGUGGCCUCUAAGCUGGCCGAGUUCGUGGUCUACUUCUGGACGAACGCAGCCAAGCGGGAUGGCAGCCGGGUGGACGGAUUCUAUCUGGGCAUGCUGGGGUUGACAGCGGUUUUCACUACAUGCGGUCUGAUAAGUGGAUUAGGGCACUACGUGCUCUACUUUGCGCCUCGGAGUGCGGCAGUGCUGCAUCAGCGGCUGCUGCGAACGGUGAUGCGGGCGCCACUGGCCUUUUUCAGUGCUGUCGACACGGGCACGACGACCAACCGGUUUAGCCAGGACAUGACGCUGCUGGACAACGAUCUGGCCUACUCGAUGAUCAACUUCACGGUGGCGCUGUUCAGCGGUGCCAUGUCGGCAUUGCUGAUGUGCAUCUCGGCACGCUACUUUGCGGCGGUGAUGCCGGUGGUAGCGCUGGUGGCAUGGGUGCUGCAGCGUUACUACCUGCGAACAUCACGACAGAUGCGACUGCUCGACCUCGAGGCCAAGAGCCCGCUCUUCGGGCACUUUCUCGAGACGCUCUCGGGCCUGGUCUCGCUGCGGGCCUUUGGCUGGACCGACGCAUUUGAGAGCCGUGGCAUGGCGCUGCUGGACGCCUCACAGCGGCCGUUUUAUCUGCUAUUCUGCCUGCAGCGUUGGCUCAAGCUGGUGCUCGAUCUGCUCGUGGCUGGACUGGCCGUCGUGCUGAUGGUGCUAGUGGUCAAGCUGCGUGAAGAAGUGGGUGCCGGCUUCGUCGGCCUGGCCAUUCUCAAUGUGUUGACCUUCAGCGAGUCACUCACCAUGAUCAUCCGCGACUGGACAGUGCUCGAGACGUCCCUGGGAGCUGUUGCUCGCGUGCGCUCCUUUACGACCACCACGGCAGACGAGAACCGGCCGGACGAGGACCAGCCACUGCCCGAGGGGACGGGUGACGAGUUGUGGCCCUCCCGAGGAGCGAUUGAGUUCCGGAACGUGUCUGCUUCGUACACGGAGAACGGCAAGCUGGUCGUUCGCAGCGUCAGCCUCUCCAUCAGGCCAGGGGAGAAGGUGGGUAUCUGCGGGCGCAGCGGCAGCGGAAAGAGCUCGUUGCUGGUUACGCUCUUCCGCAUGCUCGAGAUCGUGCCAGGACAAGACGGACGCAUCGGCAGCAUCAUCAUCGAUGGCGUGGAUAUUUCGCGGGCGCGACGCAACGAUGUCCGCAGCCGGCUGAAUGUGAUACCGCAGGAUCCGUUUUUCCUACCGCGGGCGACGGUGCGUGAGAAUGCGGAUCCAUGGACGCGGCAUGACGACGCGGUAGUCAUGGACGCCUUGCAGCGGGUGGGCCUGUGGGAGACGGUUAUGGCCGAGAGCGGCGGGCUGGACGCUCUGCUGGAUGCAGACGCUGCGGGAUCACUCUCACACGGGCAGAGGCAGCUCUUCUGUCUGGCGCGAGCACUGCUGAGGGCACGGCCGAGGACGAGAGAUGGGAGUGACCACAACGGCAGCGAUGAUGACGGCGGAUGCGGGCGGGUGAUUGUCCUGGACGAGGCAAGCAGCAGCGUGGACGUUGAGGCGGAUGCGCGGAUGCAGGCUGUGAUCAGGAGCGAGUUUGUCGGCUGCACAGUGUUGGCCGUGGCCCAUCGGCUGGACACGAUCCUGGACUUUGACCGCGUGGCUGUGAUGUGGGACGGCGAACUGGUCGAGCUGGGGACACCGGCUGAGCUGCUGCAGCGAGAGGGUGGUGCUUUCAAAGAGCUGUACGAGUCGAGGUGA
Grosmannia clavigera kw1407 is the source of this 3777-nucleotide messenger RNA. Its product is annotated as ABC multidrug transporter. The record is from RefSeq and is a predicted model, not a curated record. Gene Ontology annotation, molecular function: ABC-type transporter activity; ATP hydrolysis activity; ATP binding. The transcript has a single exon. The coding region runs from base 1 to 3777 and encodes 1258 amino acids. NCBI's taxonomy places the organism in Eukaryota, Fungi, Ascomycota, Sordariomycetes, Ophiostomatales, Ophiostomataceae. Gene Ontology annotation, cellular component: membrane. Gene Ontology annotation, biological process: transmembrane transport.